Messenger RNA from Neurospora crassa OR74A, 3787 nucleotides. RefSeq names its product protein kinase (gene stk-26). NCBI's taxonomy places the organism in Eukaryota, Fungi, Ascomycota, Sordariomycetes, Sordariales, Sordariaceae. The coding region runs from base 771 to 3131 and encodes 786 amino acids. The record is from RefSeq and is a predicted model, not a curated record. Gene Ontology annotation, biological process: intracellular signal transduction; protein phosphorylation. Gene Ontology annotation, cellular component: cell cortex. The transcript has 2 exons. Gene Ontology annotation, molecular function: protein serine/threonine kinase activity; ATP binding.
GAAGCUCUCAUCACCUACCCACCUAGGUACCUACCUACCUACAGCGCACUGGCAUCAUAGCGCGGAGCCCAAACCCGACACCACACUACUGCAUAUCCAUACAAGGCCCGCCCUUUGAAGGACCAGGACACACGCGGGCCUGCAAUUCGCCAGCUUCUUGCAUUUCCACCCCCCAAAUCCCUCCAGCUGCAUCUCGACCCUCAACAAUCUUGCUGUUCUUGUAGGUACCCGGCAACCGAAAGGCACCCUGCUGCGGAGCGAAUUGCCAUAGGCCAGUCAUUCGGUCACUUACACCAACCUAGCUCACCCAGGUACCUCGACAUAGACUCAUCGAGCCGUUUUAGCCUCGGGGGUUCCACUUACACCCAGAUCCUACCUUCACCAUCACCGACAUCACUGCGACUACUUGGGAAAAGGAGGCCUAACCCCGGAAGACAUUUUCAUACAAAAGGGACGGGAGGCCCGAUAACACAGCACUGUACCAGCUAGCCGCGGGUACCUGAAUUGCCGUGUGGAUAUCGACCGUGGACGUGGCCGUGGACGUGGCCGUGAUCGUGAUCGUGGGCAUGCAAGUGACAGUCAAGACGUUCCAGGAUCCGCAGCGCUGACCCGACGCAACCGCAAGUGCAUCACCUGGGCAGAAAAAGAUACCAGGACCAGCACCACAACAGAGGAUCCCAGAGGACCACCCCGUGGACCAGGCCCGGACGAGACGAGGACCACCACCAACCAACCCGCACUACCUACCAAGCACAGAGGUACCAGCGACAAUGUCCUCUACAAACUCCUACUCGCAUUUUUGCUCCUCUCCUCCUCCCCUUUCCUCCUCCUCCUCCUCCUUUCAGGAGGCUCCCUAUGCACAAGGCGACGGUGAUGCGCCGCGGAAAGACGCAGCAGCUGCUGUAGCUGCCGCAGGCUUCCUCAACGAGCACAAUGUCCACCAAAACUCGGCCCUCAACCUCGACUCUCCACCGUCGCCCAAGUUGACCUCUGCCGAGACCCCGGCCGGAUCUACAUCCGUCUCAACACCGAAGCGGGAACGCGCCGGCACGCUUUGCAGCAACCUUGAUCAAAUCCAGUUUCGGUCUCAUACCAUUGCUCCUUCACCCACCCUGCCGCGCUUUACAUCUGCUUCCACCCCUCCGAGACCUGGUGCGUCUGCGGACAGCAGCAACCUGCACUCGUCCCCGCGGGGUCGCCAGAACCUUCACUCGCCGCCUGGUCACGGAUUACGACUGCAGACCGAGAUAAAUCCUAUAGUAAACCCAUUCGCCACGGCAACCGGCGACAGCUCAACCUUUGGAACCUUGACCUCUUCGCCCACACUUAUAAGGUCGUCGCGUCCUUCCUUGACCCUGCACCACAAAUCUUCCGCCUCUUCCCUCAGACCGAUUUCUCGAACACCAAGUCUGAGAGCCGGCAGUCUUCCAAAUCCCUUCAGCCCUAUCUCGGCAACGAGCUCCUGUUAUCCCAGUCCCGUCAUAGCGGCUAUGGGCGAUGUCACACCCCUGCCAUCACCUUUACUGCCCAGUGAUUCACCAGGUCCGUGGAAGAAGCUAGGAUAUCAAAAAGCCCGCGACACAAUACCAGAAUCCCAUCCCGUCGACAACGCACCUUUGGCCAACACCGAGAGCUCGAAGGCUACCGCGGCCAUGGUCCUCCCCAAGAAGAAGUCAUACGCCGGGCUCGGGUCCGGUCGCAGCGGAGCCGCGAACGAUAGCGAGCAUCUGCACACCCCGUCAACGUCGGCCUCGCAUACACGAAACCGGAGUAUUAGUGAGUACAUUCCGGAUCCGAUGCAUAUUCCAAAGCGGAUGUCGACCAUCUCGGGAACCCGUGUCCGGCCCGAGCUGAAAAACGUGGAACCGGGAUAUGACGGCCACAUGCGCCGGGAGCCCCACUUGUCCGAAGCGCGGGGUCUUGCGCCCCCCAUUGAGAAGCCGCCGACACCCCCACCUAGCGAGGCUUCCAUGAGUGCCAACGACGUCUCAUCACUUGCCGCUUUCGGACUUCCCAACAAAGAAUCCUAUCACGAAUAUUUCGAGGCCUAUGGAAAGCACGACCGGAAGCUGCGCCGCUGGCGCGCUAUCAAGAUGCUGGGCCAGGGUACCUUUAGCAGAGUUAUGCUCGCCACAAGUCAAAUAUCCCCAUCGGACGACGAGGACUGCUCAUCCGGCACCGGCAUGCACACCCCCGAGCCGACAUAUCACGACCGCCGCAGUCUUGUUGCCGUCAAAGUCUGUGAGCAUGGACCCCGUGGAGGGGCAUCGGAGGACAGGAUCGAGAUGAGCUUGAAACGAGAAUUGGAACUCAUGAGGGUUCUGCAACAUCCUUCGCUGGUUCAGCUCAAGGCUUGGAACAUUGAGAUGACGCGGGCCAUUCUGGUGUUGAGUUACUGCCCCGGUGGCGACCUUUUCGACAUUGCCAGUCGUCAUCGCGACAUUUUAAGUCCGACACUUUUACGCCGCAUCUUUUCUGAGGUGGUCGGUGCAGUCAGCUAUCUUCAUUCGGAGAAGAUUGUGCACAGGGACAUUAAAUUGGAGAAUGUCCUUGUCAAUCUUACACCUGAGGAGCUCAGCACACCCACCGAUUGGGCAACCUACCCUUACUCAGUCAUCACCCUCACUGAUCUCGGUCUCUCCCGCCGUGUCGCCGAUGACGAAAAGCUCGAAACAAGAUGCGGCUCGGACGACUAUGCCGCCCCCGAAGUCAUCAUGGGCCAACCCUACGACGGCCGCGCUACUGACGCCUGGUCGCUGGGUGUCCUUCUCUACGCGCUUCUUGAGGGCAGGCUCCCUUUCGACCCGCCCCCCGGAGCCGGUGAUUAUGCCAUGCAGAUGCGCAUGCGGAGUCGGACUAGUCAUCGGAUUGCCCGUGUCGAGUGGCGGUGGAUCGAAUAUGGCGUCCCUAGCGGCGAGGACGGUGAGGGCAAGCACGAGGCGGAUCCCGCCAAGUUCAGCGCUAAGGGCCUGCAGGGUGCCAGGGAAGUGGUCGAGGGCCUGCUGAGACGGGCGAGAACCAGAUGGCCACUUACUCAGGCUGCAGCGACCGAGUGGGUCAGCGGUGGCAUCCAGGUUGAGGGAGGAAUCCAGUUCAGGGAAGAGGACGAUGGAGAGGAGGUCACCCAUUGAUUUCAUCGCCAACUCAAAGGUGCUUCGCAUAUUUGGGGAGGUUUUUCUUUUUGUUCCAACAAACUCUGAGGGCUGAGUUAGUAGCCUCUUUCUUCAUUUGCUCGUCUUUUUAUUUAGCCAUGGGGGUUCUUGAUUCUGCACUUUUACUUCAUACUUCAGCCACCACAACAACCCAUUUAGCUUGUUCUUUAUUGAUGAUGAGAUAACGAAAAGGGGUUUGGUGGAAUUUCUUCGGUUUUGCGUGCCGGACAGGCGGGUUGGUUGGUGGGUCUACACUGGGACGGACACAAGGUUGGCAUUUGCUUUUUCUCAUAACCGCCACGAUGGGUAGCGGUUUAUACAGGGAGGUUGACGGACAAUAUGGAUGGAGGCGAGUGAGGAGCGGUGUUUAAUGGUCAGGCUUUGCAUCAAGUCACACAAAAGAAAAAACAACCGCGCAGUUCGUUCUAUCGGAUAUAGACGGGGGUUCUGAAGUAGAUUCUCACAUCGUUUUCACACCUCUCAGACUACUAUAUGGAGAAGACUUCCACGGAUGAUAUAGGAAUCGCAUAAGCGGAAAAUGAGAAAAGUUUACGUUGUGUACUUAUGUCUCUUUUGAUCCAAGCUAUGAUUAUCACGAUGCAAUGAUAAGAAAAAGGGAAGAUAGAGUCUCAAAG